Juglans microcarpa x Juglans regia is the source of this 592-nucleotide messenger RNA. RefSeq names its product MLP-like protein 43. Lineage: Eukaryota; Viridiplantae; Streptophyta; Magnoliopsida; Fagales; Juglandaceae. The transcript is spliced from 2 exons. Bases 19 to 504 code for a protein of 161 amino acids. Gene Ontology annotation, biological process: defense response. The record is from RefSeq and is a predicted model, not a curated record.
GUUUUCUUCACACUUAGAAUGCCAAACUUGAAAGGAGAGAUCAUGUCUCAGCAGGUUGGGAAGGUAGAUAGUGAAGUAGAAAUCAAGGUAUCUGCUCGUGCAUUUUACGAGGUUCACACCGGAAGAUUAUAUGACUCACCAAAACUUUGCCCUCACUAUAUUCCGAGGGUUGAUUUAGUUGAAGGUGGAUGGAGAGAUGUGGGUUCAGUUAUGGACUGGUAUCUCCUCUGGGAGGGGAAAACUGUAAUUUCAAAGGAGAUAUAUGAGCACAAAGAUGAUGAAAAAUUGUCAGUCACUUUCAGAGUAAUAGGAGGAUUACUGAUGGAGGCGUUCAAAAGUUUCAAGUUCAUUAUUCAAGCCACUCCAAAGGAUAAGGGCGGAUGUUUGGUCCGCUGGACACUUGAAUAUGAGAAACUGAAGGAGGAUGUUCCAGAUCCAAAAGAAAUGCUUCACUUUGCAGCUGAUCUUACCAAAGAGAUGGAUGCCAAUCUUGUCGGCCACUAAGACCUCAACAUAUAAAAACAUCAUUAAUAUUAAAGGUCGGAUUUCAAUAAGACCAUGCAUGCAUGCACCAUGCAGUGUUGGUCAUGUU